UGUUCAAAACAAAAAUUAUCGAAAAAAAGGGUUGAAAAUGGUGUGCUAGAAAUUUCAUACGAUACGAUGUCGUUUCAAGGAGAAACAGUCGAAUAGCUAGCAGCUCAUCGCCGAUCUCUGGUUUUGUUUAGGAUCGAAUCGGUGGUAAUCAUGGUGGAAAGCGAGCCUCUUAAGCCGAAGCCUCGACCAAUCGUCCGUAUUGGGAUCUUCCUCAUUUCUCACAGCCUCCUUGUUAGUGUUGUUUGCUGUACUGCUGGGGUUUUGGCUCUCUUGCUGUUGCCUGUUCUCGCCAAAAACACCUACAUCUCCGAAAAUGCCUUGGUGCCUGGUUCUGCCCACCCCAUGCUUACCUCUCAGGAUGUUUCAGAGGCAAAUAAAUUUGUAAGGGAGAUAAACAAUUUGAAACCUACGGGCACCAGCAUAGGAAUCUCAGGCCUGAUAGCACAGCAUAUGGUGGACUUAGGUGCUGAAGUUUGUUAUCAUAAGUUUCACCCUCAAUUAAAUAAGUUUCAUCCUCUGCACUUCUUUUCUGGUCCUGACUCUGGAAUAAUCCAAGAGAACUGCAGUUGUUCGUCAUAUGGCAUCAACACCGUUGGAAUUAUAAGAGCUCCACGUGGUGAUGGGAAGGAAGCUAUUGUCUUGGUGACACCUUACAAUUCAGUGAAUGUCUCACUGGGUGAGGCCUUAUCAUUAGGCAUUGCAUCCUCGGUAUUUUCUUUACUUACCCGAGUUACUUGGCUAGCCAAGGAUAUUAUAUGGCUUGCUGCGGAUUCACAGCAUGGAGAAUAUGCUUCAGUUGCUGCUUGGCUAAGAGAUUAUCACACACCUUUAUUUGGUGGUUUGGAAAAACUAAAUGCUGAAACGUGUCAUGAAAGCAUUAUGUUAUAUGAGUUGAAAAAGAGUCUGGUUACAGGAGCAGAAGUAUCUGAUGUGUUUAGACGUGCUGGGACCAUGGCUGCUGCCCUUGUCAUCAAGGUUGCCAAUGGAAACGAAGAAGUUGAGAAGGACACCCUCAGCAUUUAUGCUGAGGCGUCCAACGGGCAGAUGCCAAACCUUGACCUCAUCAAUGUUGUGAACUAUUUGGCAGUACAUGGGCAGGGAUUACGUGUAAAGGUGGAGAAAUUCUUGUCUUUGCUUGAUUCUAAGUGGCUCAGGGUUCUGGGUGAAACAUUUGAGUCUCUAGGAAAAGUUGCUAGAAGCUUAAAUCCUCAAUGGAAAUUUGGUAUGCCUGUUGCAGAUUAUAUUGAAGGCACUGCUACACUUGCCAGUUCAUUAUAUCACCAGGCAUUAGGUGUUCCGACUGGUCCACAUGGUGCUUUCCGUGAUUAUCAAGUUGAUGCAAUUACUUUGGAGAUUGCACCCAUAGUUUCUUCAAACAAGGGCAGGCAAAAUGAGUUUCUUCUGCGGGGUGGCAGGUUAGUUGAAGGAGUGUUACGGUCAGUAAAUAACCUCCUUGAGAAGUUUCACCAGUCAUUUUUCUUAUACCUUUUAACAUCUCCGAGUAAGUUCGUGUCAGUUGGAGUGUACAUGAUUGCUUUUGCACUGCUUGUUGCCCCCCUUCCAUUGGCUGCAGCUUCUCUUUAUACUGAUGCCAAUAAGGUUGAUUCCAGUUCAGAAAAAGACACACUCACUUCUUCUUCAGCCUCUGUUAACGUUCCUGCCAUCACUUUUAAAUCGUGGAAUUGGCUUCACGCAGCAAAAACAGUGUUUAUUGUUCACAUAUGGAGUGUCAUCAUUACAUUGCUUCCUUAUUUCAUUGGUCAAAUACCCAAUUGCACACCAACAAACAGUCUUUUAAUCUGGGUUCUGCUUUCAGUGUUCUGCUUGCUUGCCUUGCGCAUGACCUUGGGCUCUUCCUUUUCAAUUAUCAGUGUAUCUCAACUUCAAAAAAAGGAAUGGGCUCUAUUGAAAUCGGUGACAAUUUCAGCUACCUUUGUGAGUCUUUGUCUAAUGUCAGUCAUUAAUUUUGCCACAGCAGAAAUUGGAGCUCUGUUGAUUGUGCCAAUGUGUUUGAUGGCCACACCACUGAGGUUUGAACUCAAAGCUCGGUCUCUGAGGUCUAUCACCAGGGCAGCUUGUAAUCUGGUGUUGGCAUUCAUUGGGUUUCCUCCCAAUGCAUAUGUCAUAUCAAAGGGACUGUUUGAGGGUUUUGGCAGCGUGAAUGUUGGUGACUUCUGGAACUGGUUGGAUUCCCUUAGGGCAUGGAACAGUGCCACGUACCUUUAUGUAUGCAUGGUUCACAUUCCUUGCUGGGUAUUGUGUGUUUACAUCUUACUACAUCAUUGCUGACUGUCAUCGCACAUACGCAUUGCUGCAUCAGUGAAACUGAAGGUUAGAGGUAUUCUUCUUUCUCUUUAUUUCAUCUCAAUUCGAGUGGUCCUUUCAGUUAUGUAACGUUUCACCUCAGAAAUUUGUCAAAAAACAUAGAUUGAGGUUAUAGUGAUAUGAAAUUGCAAAUUAGGUCAUAGAGGCACAUCAAUCUGAAUUGAUUUUCCAUCAUUAGUAAUGGUUGUAGAGAGUGGGCAACGAUUGAUAUGUAUAUUAUGAGAAUUGUAGGAGGCAUGUCAGUCAGUGAGCUGGAUUGGCAUAUUUCAAGAGUAUUAUUAUCUUUCGUGGUUCAAUUACUAGACUUGUUAGCUGA
Camellia sinensis is the source of this 2641-nucleotide messenger RNA. Its product is annotated as GPI transamidase component family protein / Gaa1-like family protein. Gene Ontology annotation, biological process: attachment of GPI anchor to protein. Gene Ontology annotation, cellular component: membrane; GPI-anchor transamidase complex. NCBI's taxonomy places the organism in Eukaryota, Viridiplantae, Streptophyta, Magnoliopsida, Ericales, Theaceae. The record is from RefSeq and is a predicted model, not a curated record.